Cinara cedri is the source of this 3136-nucleotide messenger RNA. NCBI's taxonomy places the organism in Eukaryota, Metazoa, Arthropoda, Insecta, Hemiptera, Aphididae. The record is from the annotation of a GenBank genome assembly.
UAGUAAAGUAUUGAUUAAUGGCCAGAUUGUGGGUCGCGGUCUUAGAUUUUGUUGUGGGUGUCACUCAUAGCCGCCGCCCGCCAGCCGCUAAUCAGGAUUCUAUGACUCUAAGGCCUAGUGGUCCUUGGUGGCAGUCGUUUGUUGACUGUAUUGCUGUUUAUUAUAUAUGGAUUAUAUUAUUUGUAUCCAAUAAGUUGUAGUAAUUAAUAAUUAAUAAUAAUUAGUAAUAAUUAUAAUAUUUAAUUGUGUGUUAGAUUAUUAUUUUUUCAUAAUAGUAACUUAAUUGAAAAUAAUUUUUAAAAAAAUCAUUUGAUUUAUGUUAAACAAAUUUAAAUGUGUUCUAUGCCAAAUAAAAUGUUGAAAAAUAUCGUACGUGUGUGGGAGUUGAACCGAAUUAAACCUAUAACUAUAGUUAAUCAUCUAUGUACUACAACCGAUAACCUUGAAAAAGAUGACGGUAAAUCAUUAACAAAGGAAAAAGCUCGCACGUUUGUAAUGAAUUUGACAAUUGAAGAAAGAGACAUUUUGGCGUGGUCCUUAAAUCAUCUAGAAUCUGAAGAGACCAAAGCAGAAUAUCGAGGUUCAGUACCCAAAAUUUGUAUAUUUUAGAUCAUAAAUCUGACUGCAUGGGUUCUUAUAACACAAUCAAAUAUUCCUAUUUGAUUUUUAUUGUAAAAUGAAACUAAAAAUACACUUAAAACUAAUUGUAUUACUUACGUUUUAUUUACUAAGUAACAAAUAAGUUAAAACGAAUAUAUGAAAUGUAGUUAAAGUUAAAAUAAUUCAUGUUUAGGCCAAUUAGCAGGAUUUAGAUGGCGUUCAAAAUUUGGACGUCCUAGCAAAGUUCCUGAACUAGGAGAUGUAGAUCCAACAGGCUCUUACUGCCCACUACCUGAAGAAUGGAUAUUAAAAAAAUAUGGUACCUACAACAUCUAUUUAAAUUAAAUAUACAGAAUGAUUCACUAAGCUUGCUCACCCCAUUUUUUUCUGUUAAAUUUUGAAUAAUAUAUUCAAAUUCUGAUUUUUGGAUUUUUUAAGUGUAGGUAGUUAAAGUCUAGAUUUCCAAAUGAUUAGAUUUUUCUAAAUGGGAACUUGUAUUAAAAAUGUCAUAAAUAGUUGGAAAAUUACCUUAAAUAAACCUAUUGAAGUAUUCAAAAAUUUUAGCUUUAAGUAUUAAAAAUUCUAAGAAUCAAAAUUUGAAUACAUGUAUGUAAAAUUUGACAAAAAAUAAUAAUUAUGGGGUGAAUACACUUAGUGAAUCAUUCUGAAAAAGCUAUGAAAUAGUAUAUACUAUAUUAUACUGAAUUUAUUAAUAACUAAUUAGUAUAAAUUAAACAAAUUAAUAACAUUUUAAAAUUUAAUAUUUCUGUUAUUAUCCUUCCGUGUAUAGAAGAAAUUAAUGGUAAGACAAUUUAUUAUAUAAUUCAUAAUAACAAUUGAAUUUCUUAAGUACCUACCUAACUUCUCAUAUUUUCGUAAAUUCUAUUGUAAAAUUUAAAUUCUGUUUACUAUUUUAAUUUAGUGGAAACUGUACCUGAACCAACUAGAGCCCAGUUAUUUAGAGGUAUGCAAUAAGUACCUAUAUGUUUUAAAUGAGUAGUUUUUCAAAAAAAUAUUUGUUCAUUAGUGGGAUUACAAAAUGCUAUUCCUUUCAUAAUGUUUGGAUUUUUGGACAAUUCUGUGAUGCUAAUAUGUGUAUGUAUAUUUUUCUAUUUUUAUUUGUUAACAUUGUGUAGCAAAUUGUACAUAAUAUUUAUAUAUGUAAAUAAAUUCAGGGUGAAUCAAUAGAAAGAACAGUUGGUGCCGUAAUUACAAUAUCAACGAUGGCCGCAGCUGCCAUUGGUAAUACUUUCUCAGACAUUCUUGGAAUUGGUUCUUCAUAUUAUGUUGAACAAAUGGUUAUCAAACUUGGCUUAAAACCUCCUAAUCUAACACCUGUACAGUUGGAUAUGAAUUGUAGUAGACGAGCUGCUAAUUUAGUAAGAUUCAUUAAAUCAAAAUAUCAAAUUAUAAUAAUAUUACAGUGAAUUUACUUAUUUUAAAAACAAGAUAUGAUUGUGAGAAAUAUUAUUGUAUAAAUAUACAACAUUUUGUUUAAAAAUUAAAAUAUCUUAAAAAGCCAAAGAGUGGUUCUCCUAAACGCAAAUAUGCCAUGUUGUGCAUUUAUAAAAUGGUGACAACAAAUAAAUGUGUGUUCUCUUAAUAGACUUUAUCUCAUACAUGCAAUUUAUUUUUAAUUUCAUAGAAAUUGAAUAUAAUUUGUACAUGCAUACACCAUCGUUAAUAAAUUUUCAUUAAAAUAUUCUUUAAAAAUUCAAAUUUUAGCAUUAAUUAAUAAAGUAUUCAGAUUUUUCAAUCUGUUAUAUUUUACUUUUUUUUUUUUUUUUUUUUUUGCAAAGACUUAUCAUUUUCAAUAACUUUGGUGAUAAUUGGUAAUUGCAUAUUAAUUUCAUUUAUUGUUAGGGAAGAACACUUGGAGUAACUCUAGGUUGCUUUUUGGGCAUGUUUCCAUUGCUAUUCAAAAAAGAUGAAGAAGCUACAGAUGACAAAUCUGAAGAUGAAGAAGAAAAAUAAAUUUAUCUAUUAUUUAACUAUUCAUUCUGACUGAUUUCUGGAAAUGUAUUGCAUUAAUAAUGUAUAAGUAUUAAUAUUGCCUAGCUUACCAGUGGUGUAUUUAUAAGAUUUCUGGUUUUCACUUCCCCUUAGGGGAGAAAAGAAAUAUACUUAAUUAUUUAUUUUCUAUAUUUAGAAUGUAUUUCAAGUACAAUACCCUAUGGAUAAAGUUUUGGAAAUGCUAAAACCAAACCCACUGAAUGUAGCAAUUAUAUUCAUCAAUUCCAAAUUUACCUCACAUUAAUAUAAACCAUUUUUAGUUUUAUGUGCAAUUUUAAUUUAAUACUUUAUUUUUAAUUAUCAAUUUAUAAAAUAACAUUUUGUAUUUUAAGUACUAUAAUUUUUAAUAACUAAUUAAUUAGUCAAUAUAUAACUUAGUUCAUAGUACUUAUUGUUUACCAUUCAUUUUUCAUUGUUAUUAUACAUUUGUGUUUUGUGUGAAAUUUAUAAUUAUAAGUAUUGAUUUCUUCAAUAAGUGUACUUCUUUCUCCACCUACCCCAUUAAGUCGGUUUUUUUUAGUUU